CUCUGACCCGGGGCGGAGAGCAAUGGCGGCAGCGGUUUGGCGGGGAAUUGGCGCAAGGCUCCGGGAGACGGCCCGGGGAAGGCAGCCCUGUCGGGGUUACAAGAUGACACCGUCGGAUGAUGAGCUGUACCAGCGCACCCGAGUGAACGCUCUGGAACGAGAGUCGCUGAAUACUCUCUUCAUUGAUGGGUACAGCAAGCUGGGCUUCACCAUCAAUGGGAACCGAGUUGUUGGCCCAUGUGCAGUGAUCCCACAGGCAUUACUUCAGUGGAAUGUUGGAAGUUACAAAGACAUCACCGAGGAUAGCCUUGCUUUGUUUUAUAUGUUGGAACCCAAAAUAGAGAUUCUGGUUUUGGGGCUAGGUGAGAGAAUGCAAAGGCUGGAUCCUAAAUUGUUGUUGCUUAUGAAGAACAAGGGAAUUGCUGUGGAGGUCCAAGACACGCCAAAUGCCUGUGCAACCUUUAACUUCUUAACAAGUGAGAAAAGGCACACAGCAGCAGCACUUAUCCCCCCUCACUACCUCAGAGGAGAGCAAGAGUAAUUCAUGGCCGUGUUUGAGAAGCAGUUCCUUAGAUUGUACAGAAUAAUUAAACUCUUCAUGUCAGGAAAGAGCA
Hemiscyllium ocellatum (epaulette shark) is the source of this 614-nucleotide messenger RNA. RefSeq names its product NADH:ubiquinone oxidoreductase complex assembly factor (gene ndufaf3). Lineage: Eukaryota; Metazoa; Chordata; Chondrichthyes; Orectolobiformes; Hemiscylliidae. Gene Ontology annotation, biological process: mitochondrial respiratory chain complex I assembly. The transcript has 5 exons. Gene Ontology annotation, cellular component: mitochondrial inner membrane. The coding region runs from base 23 to 541 and encodes 172 amino acids. The record is from RefSeq and is a predicted model, not a curated record.